Molecule: messenger RNA, 2230 nt
Organism: Rhododendron vialii
Lineage: Eukaryota; Viridiplantae; Streptophyta; Magnoliopsida; Ericales; Ericaceae
Exons: 8
Coding region: 436-2073 (545 amino acids)
Source: RefSeq, a predicted model, not a curated record
ACAUAGAAUUGCGCCUCACAUGGGAAGGCGUACAGACACUGACGCGUGCUCUUCUCUUUUUCGGUCCGAAUGCCGUCGUGUUGGUGAACGGCGGCGAACGACCACCUCGUUCUCGGCCACGUGUCGCGACACUGCCGGAUUCCAAACCAUCCACUCCAUUCCGCCUCUGGAACACAUUUUCAAAUCCGUCUCAGGAUAGCCAAAAAGCUACCACUACAUACCGUACAUUCUCUCUCUCUCUCUCUCUCUCUACUUUCCCACUCUUUCCUCCAUUUUCUUUUCCUCACUUUCUCUCUCUUCUGGCUCUUCUUUCCUUCUCUCUCCCCAUGCAACUCUCACUCUCUCUACAAUGUGAUCUCUUCAAAUUUCGGUACGGACGCUUCAAUGUACGAUAGCUAGUUCCGGUAACUACGUUGUUUCGCCAGGUUAAGGAAGAUGGAUCAUUUUUUAGAAGACGAAGUAAUAGGAGUGGAACAUUUACUGGCGGAACCUAAAUGCAACAACUUAGGCGAUGACGUUCUAGGUUUUAAUACUUUCAGUCAAGAAACCUGCUGCAAUUUUGAAGAAUUUUCUACUCUUGAAUUUGAUUCUAUAAAAACUGAUUGUGUUGCACGGGAUUCCAAUCUUAAGCUAAGCGAGAGAGUCAAAGAAGAAUUUCUCGAUGGGGUGCUGGGAAGAACUGGGGCAAUAGUUCUUGGCAGAAAAAAUACUAUUUCACAUACAUGUGAAGAUUAUCUUCUGGAUGCUGAGUUUGUUGAAGAAGCUUCUGAUUUGAAUCCAAUGAGAGGACCAUACGCGGUUGACUCGGGACUAGAAAGCAAGUGUACAGUCUCAGGUGGAAGAGGCUGCGGCGAUGAGAUAUCAGAAGCGACCAUUGCCCCUAUUCCAGUGCCUCAGACUUCAAGUCAACACUCCUCAUUGCUUGAAAGGAUGACAAUUAACGAACUUCAUGAGGCCUUCAGAAACACAUUUGGAUGUCAAACAACAGUUACUGACAAGCAGUGGCUGAAGCACCAAUUAUUGUUUGGUUUGCAGAAUCCUCUUGUAUCUUCCAAUGAAUGUGAAGGGAAAAUGAUCUCACCAACAAGUGAUCAGGACUCCAGAAGAGUGAGCACCCCCUUCACGGGUGUGUUCAAUUUCAAAAAAAGGAGAAGAGUUCAACAUGUAAAGCGGGAGAGGCACGAUAACCUUGCUUCUUUGAAAUCAUCGUCUUCAGAGGAAAGAAAAGCUAUGUUUGGUUUUUCUGAACUUGGAGAAGUGGAAAAUAGGCAUGUUACAAGCAAGAGAUCACGCAAGCCUACUCGGAGGUACAUUGACGAAUCAUUAGAACAAAAUUCAGUGCGUAAAAAGAGAAGAUGCCAGAUUUCAAAUACGUGUUCCCGUGAUAAAAUUCUGCACAAUGGAUCUUACAAGCAGCUAUGUCAGAAAGGAUUUGAAGCAGAACCUUUUGUCUGUCGUGAGGUAGCUUUGAAAGGAGCCUGUAUUCAGGUUCCAUUUGGUGAACCAGUUCGGAGGGGGCACAUGAAGAAAAAGGUGCAUGAAUCUGACGGUUUCAAGGACAGUAAGCUCUCAGAUUCAAAAGUAGAUUCUGAUAUGGAGUCUUUUUCAACUAAGUCUCAAGAUGACAUGUCUGGGGACGAUUAUGAUACAUGGACCAAGACUCCUCAUAAGGGUAAGAGCCGCAGGAAGAACCAUAUUUACUGGUCUGUCUCAGAGGUAUCGAAGCUGGUUGAAGGUGUUUCCAUGUAUGGAGUUGGAAGGUGGACAGAGAUAAAAAGGUUAUUGUUUCAUUCAUCUGCAAACCGCACAUCUGUUGAUCUUAAGGACAAAUGGCGCAAUCUUCUUAGGGCCAGCUGCUCACAGUUGAAGAGUAGCAGAGAGGUUGAAUCGAAAAGGAAGCAUCGAUCAAAACCAAUACCACAGCCCAUUCUACACCGUGUCAAGGAGUUGGCUUCCAUCCACCCAUACCCAAGGGAACGAAAGAAAACUGCCUCUGUUGCCUCUCCUAUCCCUGGUACAAGUACAACCUCUGAUAAAUUGUUUCCCCUGUCAACUGCUGUUAGAAUAAUGUAGUGCACAUAAGCACAUAUCUCAUUAGAUCUUAGGAAUUGGCUAAAUAUGUUAGAUAGAAAACUCAGAGAGAUGAUCCUUUGAAUGACAAUUCUAGUGUUACUGACGCCUAAUAUGAUUUGAUAGCUCAGGCAUAGCAAUGUUACAUUCUUUUCUUUCA